Messenger RNA from Filobasidium floriforme, 1315 nucleotides. RefSeq names its product Extradiol ring-cleavage dioxygenase, class III enzyme, subunit B. The record is from RefSeq and is a predicted model, not a curated record. The transcript has 8 exons. The coding region runs from base 325 to 1242 and encodes 305 amino acids. Gene Ontology annotation, molecular function: oxidoreductase activity, acting on single donors with incorporation of molecular oxygen; ferrous iron binding; zinc ion binding. Lineage: Eukaryota; Fungi; Basidiomycota; Tremellomycetes; Filobasidiales; Filobasidiaceae.
UGUCCCUUUCAGCCGGUUCCCUCGUCACGAUCGUAUUCAAGAUACGAAAUCACAUCGCCCUCCAUGUUCACAGCUCAGUACGCGGAGUUCUCGGACGGGCGACGAUCGAAUUUCCGUCAACGCGGCGCCGGCCUAUCCGAACGCCCCAUCGUUUGCCCGCUUCAUGGUACACUGGCUCGAAUCAUGCUCUGGUGCAUGGCUUCUGCAUAGUUAUACGACAGUAAGAAUGGACGAAUCUACCUACCAUCUGAAGCGGCACGAAAGCUGGCCGAACGCUGGCAACACACGAUCUUCACACAACUAGUGAAAUCAAGCCGAGACAAUAUGGUCAACGAGACCUCCCCGACCUACCCGGUCUUCUUCUUCAGCCAUGGUUCGACGGCGAUGCUGCAAUCUCGUACAGCACCGGCGGCCUAUUGGGAGGAAGUCGGACGACAAGCGCUCGCUCAGGGGGUAGAGCGUAUUGUCAUCAUGGGCGCACAUUGGGAGACUCUGGGAGAGACUGUGAGGGUCUCUGGAAAUCCCGAUCCUGUCAAACAGCCGGUGGCUUGGGUCGAUCCCAAGCUGUACACCGAAUUUGACCUCAACCCGGAUAUGGAGCUCGCCGCCGAGGUUACCGAGAUGCUCAAGGAUUCCGGUUUCGACGCGGCUAUGGAUCCCAAGUUUGAACAGAUCCACGAUACCUUUAUGGUCCUGAAAUGGAUGUUUCCGGGUGGGAAAUCGCUACCCCACGUCGUAGUCAGCCAUAACGCUCGAUUUGAUCCUCAUUUCCACUUGAAGAUCGGCGCGGCGCUCCGCCCCCUUCGUCAGCGCAAGACCCUCUUGAUCGGUUCGGGCGGAGCAGUUCAUAACCUCUACCGCAACAAUUGGCAACAAGUGAUCAUGCACCGCGAUCACCUCGCUCAAGAACGGCCCCCUGAGCAGUGGGCAAUCGAUUUCGGGGAAGCUUUUUCGGAUGUCGUUACCAACAACACGGGUCCUGCUUUGCGACGCGGUCUAGCGCGGCUGAUGCAACACCCUCAAUAUCGGGAUGCGCAAGGCACCGACGAUCAUUUCAUGGCCGCGCUAUUCGCCGCGGGUGCUGCGGGUGAUGUUGAAGACGAAGGUCACAAGAACUAUGCCGGCGCCGAAUGUUGGGAAUUACUCAAUAUGCGUAACUCGCAGUUCCAGUUUGGCGACUGGCCUCACGCUCCACAUGUUACGCCGAUCCAUACAGGAGGACAGGUGGUUCACUCGAUCUAGAGGGACGUGCGAAGGAGAUGUUGUAUCGUUUGUGUAUGUCAUUGUAUUCCGAAACAUCGAUCAUGUCUGUGGA